UGUCCACGUCAAAUCUGUCAGCAGAGCAGAGUUGAUAAUGGCUGCAGUUGAGGUGGCACUUUUAGGUCUUCAGGCUGCUAAACUCUCCCACUUAUGACUGAAACUUUCCGCAGACAACAGCGACUCCAGCAGAAAUCGAAAUAUAAAAGUAAUAGCUGUGUUAUUCUGCUAUAAUGUCUCGUAACUCGCUUGUCCUCCCAGAUUCCUUCAGGCGACCGAGCAGCUGUUGUUAGCCGGGUUUAGUGCUUGCUAAGUGAGCGUCUGUCAGGAGUGAAGCCGCCGCGUUUCAGACCCAAACAARUGGAUACACCACCGGUGUAAAUGUCAAGCAGAGUUUAUAGUUUAGCUUACAUGUCCGCACCGUCCUCGUCGUAUUUCAGCUCAAACCGUGGCUAGCUGUCCGGCGUCCCUCGGACUGGUUUUGUUUUUGUUUGGUUCUCAGCCUCUCCGAGGAUGUCUUCCUGGCUGGGUGGACUGGGCUCCGGCCUCGGCCAGUCUCUGGGACAGGUCGGGGGCAGCCUGUCAUCGUUCACUGGGCAGAUAUCAAACUUCACCAAAGACAUGCUACUCGAAGGAGUGGAAGAAGUCGGAGAUGCUACCACAGAAUUACACGUGUCCAAUUCCAAGUUGGCUGAAGUGGAAACUGCGUUUUCCACUCAAAAAUCAGAGCAUGAGAGGCUGAAGAAACUUCACGCAGAGCUGGAGGAGAAGCUGGAGGCCUCAGAGAUCCAGAUUAAACAACAGUCUGCAGAAUACAGAACCCUCCUGCAACAGAAAGACGUGGAGAUCAGCCACCUAAAGGCUCGACAAAGCGGCCUUCAGGAAGAAGUCCAGAAGCUGCAGCGGUCGGCGCAGUCGUCCGCCUCAUCUCCAGCGGUGCUGCCGGUGACCACCGCCUCCCUGACCGCCACCUCCUCCUCUCCUUCCACCUUCCUGACGCGCCCCACAGAGCCUCAUCACGGCUUCCAUGGCGAUGAAAUGGAUAUCAGCGACGUCCUUUGGUCGCAGCAGGAAAUCAACAGGCUGUCCACAGAAGUGAUGCGUCUGGAGGCGGAGGCGGCGCACUGGAGGAGAAUGUCGCAGGCAUCAACAACCUCAGGAACUGGUAAUGGUGACCAGGGGGAGAUUCUCAAACUACAAAGAACUAUUAAGGAGUUACGGGACGAAAUGAGUCGAGAGGUGGAUGAGCAUCAGCAUGAGCUGGCGGCUCUGCAGGACGCCCAGCGGCAGAAGCUGGCGGAUGUUACGCGCCGCCACAGAGAGGAGCUGGCAGAGUAUGAGGAGAGGAUCGAGGAGCUGGAGGAGCAGAUUCACAGCGGGGACGGUCAGGUCAGCUCCCCCACGGAUUCCUCCAAACUGCCUGAGCUCCAGAGAAACGUCCAGACUCUGCAGGAAGCAGCGGAGCUGCGCGAGAAGCAGCUGGCCGAGCUGUCGGCCUGUCUGGAGGACGCGCGGAGGAGCCAGGCCUCCCUGCAGCAGGAGAGGGACGACGCCCUGGAGGAGAACGCGGGGCUGCUGCAGAACUACUCGCGCCUGCAGGCGUCCGUGGCUGAGCUGCAGACACGAGUCCAGGAGCAGGAGGGGAAGGCUCUGCAAAAAACCCAGUUCGAGCACGAGAUUCAGACUCUUAGAAAUAACUUAGCAGCUUCAGAAAAAGAAAUAGAGAGACUCAAGCACCUUUCCGAGGCAGAGCCGAGAGAAGAGGUUGAACAUGCAGACAUCUUAGAACUGAACACUAUUAUAGGGAUGUUGAGGCAAGAAAAGGAAGUCCUGGAACACGAAAAGCUUGAGCUGCAGCACAGACUGAUGGUAGCAGAGGAGCRAAUGGUUUGCAGAAAUGCAUCGCCGAUGGAGUCUGGUGAGGCGGAGUCCCUGGAGGACCUGAAGGCGGAGCUGGAGAGGAGAGAGAAAGUCCUGAGAGCCGUCGAGGAGGAGCGGGACACCCUUGUGUCAGAGCUGGAGGAGUUGGACCGACAGAACCAGGAAGCAACACAGCAUUUGAUCGCCGCAAAGGAGCAGCUCUCUGGCCAGUUGAAGGAAGCCGAGACAGAGCUGAUCAGAACGACCGCAGAGCUCAACGCCACCAAGGACCAGAAAGUAGCGCUGGAGCGAGAGCUGGAGGCCCAAAAAGAGAAAACCAGCCAAAGCGCGUUCACCCUCAACGACCUCCACAUGGGCAAACAGCAGCUGGAGCAGAGAGUGAAGGAACUGAAAGACGCGUUGGGACGUGCGAACGAGCAGAGUCGGGAAGCGAGGCGAGAAGUGGCCGAGCUGAAGAAGACCCUGCAGGAACGAGAGGAGCAGCUAGCCGCUGCUAAGGCAGAGACGGCUCAAGGAGGAGAGAGGCGGGCGGAGGAGGAGCUGGCAGGGAAGGAGAGGGAGCUGUCAGACCUCCGGAGAGAAAUGGAUGAAAUGAGGAGCUCCUACGACAAGGGGAUGUCUGAAGAGUAUGAGGUGAAGAUGGCGAACCGGAGGUUGAAGGACGAGCAUGAAAACGCUUUGAGGAAGUUAGAGGAGCUAAGCAAGCAGCUCAAAGAAAACCAGGCCACUCUGAACAGGACGACAAGGGAGAAGGACACUCGUAUUGAAGCGCUCAAGCUGGAGAAGAACCAACUCGAACUGGAGCUGUCGCAGGCUGAGAGAGCGCUGUCGGAGCAGGCGAAACAGUACCAGCAGACCGUCGAGGAGCUGACCCGAGCCAGGUCCAUGGACGCCUCGGCUUUGCAAACCGAGCACGAGUCGGCCAUCAAGCUGAACCAGGAGAAAGACCUGGAGAUCGCCAAGCUGAGGCGAGACGUGGAGCAGCUGGCGUCGGACCACAGAGACACCAACGAGAUGCUCUCCAUCACCGUCGCAGGACAGAAGCAGCUGACGGACUUGCUGCAAGAGAAGGACGUCUUUGUGGAAACCUUGAAACAGAACGCAGCAGAUCUACAGAGAGAGAUGGAGAACAGGGUGUCGGCCAUGACCAAAGAGGUGGACGUGCUCAAACAAGUGGUGGAGGAAAAGGACAAGCAGCUGGGAGGGAUGAAGGAGGAGAACAGUCAUCUGAAAGAAGAGAUCGAUCGGCUGAGGGAUCAGCAGAGCAGACCGCAACCGCUGGCCGAACCCAAGACUCUGGACAUCAUCACUGAGCUGGAGACGGAGAUCGCCCAGCUGAAGUCGUCCAGGAACGCGCUGGAAGACGAAGUCCAGUCGCUGAAGAGAACCUCGGAGGAGCAGCAGGCAUCUCUGCAGGUGCAGCGGAGCGAGCUGGAACAGGCCGCCGUCCGCCACCAGCAGACGGCGCUCGACUAYGACAGACUCAUCCAAGCCAAAGACGAAGAGAUAACCUGCCUCCAGCAGAGUGUGGACCAGGGCCGCCUCCUGGCAUUCCAGGGAGACGUCAUCCUCCAGGAGGACAAGACACGGUCUCUCAAUCGGGACAACGGAAACGAGAAGCACGACCUGUCCAAGGCCGAGAUAGAGAAACUGGUCCGCGGCAUCGAGGAGAAAGAAACCGAGAUCGUCCAGCUGAACGAGAAGAACCUCUCGCUCACCAGGCAGCUGGAACAGUUGGCGUUCUCUCGCGACGAAGUGGGCAAGCUCUCCCAAAUGAUCCGGCAGAAAGACCUGGAGAUCCAAGCGCUCCACGCCCGGGUCUCGUCGGGUCAGGACGUCCUCUACCUCCAGCAGCAGCUGCAGGCAUUCGCCGUGGAGCGGGAGCAGAUGCUGGCUGUGCUCAAUGAGAAGACAAGGGAGAACGGCCAGCUGCGGUCCGACUACCACCGCCUGGUGGACGUGGUGGCGGCUAAAGAAGCUGCCCUGGUGAGGCUCCAGCAGGAGAACCAGCGGCUCUCCGACGCAAGCGACCCAUCAGGGAGCCAGGAGAUGUUCAAGGAGACCAUCCAGAACCUGUCCCGCAUCAUCAGGGAGAAGGACAUCGAGAUCGACGCUUUAACUCAGAAGUGCCAGACCUUGGUGACCGUCUUGCAGUCGACAGGARGCGAGGCCGGCGCCGUGUCCGGCGGCGUCAGCAGCAACCAGUUCGAGGAGCUCCUUCAGGAGAGGGACACGCUGAAGCAGCAGGUGAAGAAGAUGGAGGAGUGGAAGCAGCAGGUGAUCACCACGGUCAAGAACAUGCAGCACGAGUCGGCACAGCUGCACGAGGAGCUGAUCAAGCUGCAGGGCCAGGUGUCCGCCGACAGCGACUGCAGCUCCAAGCUGUCCGUCGACUACGCCCGACUGAUCCAGAGCUACGAGCAGAAGGAGAAGAGGCUGGGAGGUUUGAGUGUGGAGCUGGCGCAGGUGCAGCAGACCAUCAGUCAGCUCAGCAACACCAAGGACGUGCUCUUGGGGAAACUGGACAGCGUUGCGCAGACUCCCGAGGCCACAGCUGUGACCGCCCAAUCGAGCGGUCUCAAUCUAAUGGCCGAGCCCCAAACCCAACAGACCGCCGAAGUUCUGCAAGCGCAGCUGGCCGAGAAGGAAAACCUAAUCAGGACCCUUCAGGAGAACAACCACCGGCUCUCUGACGUGGCGUCCGCCUCAGAGAGCGAGCAGAGGAGUCAGGCCGAGAAGGUCCGCCAGGUCCGGGACAAACUGGAGUCCCUGCAGAGGUCAGUGAGGGAGAAAGACCUGCUCAUAAAAACCAAAGGAGACCAGCUGAGCCAAGUGAGCGAGGCGCUGCGCAACCGCGAGAACGACAACGAGGUACUGAAGCAGGCCGUGACCAACCUGAAGGAGCGGGCGCUCAUCUUGGAGCUGGACGCCAGGAAGCUGAAGGAGGAGAACGAGCAGGUGGCGGCGCGCUCCCGGGAGAAGGAGUCGGAGUUCAGGGCUCUGCAGGAAACAAACAUGCAGGUUUCGCUUCUGCUCAGAGAGAAGGAGUUUGAGCUGAGCGCCGUAAGCGAGAAGGCCGCCACGAUGGAGCGGAUGCUCAAAGACAAAGAGUUGGGUAAAUCCGGUGAACUGAAUCAGCUUCUGAACGAACUGAAGUCCAUGCAGGAGAAAGCAGUGAUGUUCCAGCAGGAGAGGGAUCAGAUGAUGAUGGCGCUGAAGCAGAAGCAAAUGGAGAGCACAGCUCUGCAGUCUGAGCUGCAGCACACGAGGGAUAAAGAGCAGCGGCUCAACCUGGAGCUGGAGAGGCUGCGCAACCACCUGCUGGAGAUCGAAGACUCCUACACCCGGGAAGCCCUCGCCGCGGAGGACCGGGAGACGGAGCUGCGCAGGCGGGUGGCGCUGCUGGAUGACAAACUGGCCACGUCGUCGAAUGCCGUGGAAAAUGCCAGCCAACAGGCCAGCAUGCAGGUGGAGUCUCUCCAGGAACAGCUGAGCAAUGUGGUGAAGCAGAGGGACGACGCACUUUUACAACUCAGAACCUCUCAGGAACAAGUCAGGCAGUACGCAGUGUCGCUCUCAAACCUGCAGAUGGUGCUAGAGCAGUUCCAGCAAGAGGAGAAGGCCAUGUACUCGGCAGAGCUGGAGAAGCACAAAAAGGAGAAGGACGAGUGGAAGAGAAAAGCUCUCCUGCUUGAAGACCAAGCAUCUGCCCUGCAGCUGAACCUGGACGAAGCCAACGGCGCUCUGGAUUCAGCGUCUCGCCUCACAGAUCAGAUCGAUCAGAAAGAGGAGCAAAUCGAAGAGCUAAAGAAGCAAGUGGAUGUGAGGCAGGAGAUGCUGGAGGAGGCACAAAAGAAACUCAUGAACCUUCUCAACAGCACCGAAGGAAAGAUAGACAAGGUUCUGAUGCGCAACCUGUUUUUGGGCUACUUCCACACGCCUAAAACGAAGCGCGCCGAUGUGCUGAGGCUCAUGGGAAGUGUGUUGGGACUGAGCCGAGAACAAGUUGAUCAGGUCAGAGGUCGACCUUUACUCAUUUCAGCCCRGUGGGCGGCUGGUCUUUUACAUUUCGAYUCGAAGGCAAUCCCGCUGACUCCCUCGCCACCACAGUCUUUCUCCGAGAUGUUUGUGAAGUUCCUGGAGAUGGAGUCGACCCCGUCGCUCCCGACGCCGAGGCUCCCGGUCUAUGACAUCAAGCCUCUGAGCGCACCGCCUUCUGGGAGAGCUGGUGGCUCUUCUUCAGGCUCCGCGGGAGCUGCGGCUGGCGUCAGGAGACCCGGUGAAUCCAACCCRUUCCUGGCUCCUCGUUCCGCCGCGGUGCCGCUGGUGGCCGGUUCUGGCCCCGCCGGCUCUGGAGGUCACCUGCUGAUGAAGCCCAUCACCGACGCUCUGCCCACCUUCACCCCUGUGCCUGUCUCAGCCGAGGCUAGCGCCGGAGCCGUGCUCAAAGACUUGCUAAAGCAGUGACCGGGGCGGCCCCCCCCGCUACAAAUGCCACACAGAUGUCUUAAUUUAUCCAACAUGAGUUCAGCACUAAAAGACUCAACGUUGUUGGUGCGCCUCCGCUCUCUCUUGCUGCUGUUUUCUUGCGUUGAGCAGCAAUAAACGAUCAGAUAAAAAUGUCGGAGCUUACGAUAAAGUCUGGGAAAACUUGGAAACUAAAGUAGGAGGGUUUUUUUUUUCUCUAUGCAAAAGAUGAUUUAGACUCAAUAUUAUUUUCAAGUUCAGACCCACAAAUUCACAUCUCACGCCAAAAGGAAUGAAUGAAAUUACGUUUCACGUGUGAAACASUAAACAGAGUAAAUCCUAGCAGUUCUGAGCAAAAAGUGACCUUAGAAACUCAGGAGUACAAAGCGUGGGCUGAGGCUCUGUUUGCAAGAGGAAACAUGCCCGUCGGGUUUCAUCCCCUCCAUUUGCAUUUAACUGCUUGUAUUUUCUUGUCCUGUUAGUAUUACUUCAACAAUUCAGCAAGUUUUCUUCUGAUCCUGGACGAAAACUAAAAGCUCUGGCAGCAGCACACUACAUGGAGAUUUAUGCGAGUCAGUACAUCUGCUGAAACCAUAAGGAUUUUUUUUUUCCCUCGUUGAAAGAUUUUGUGUUUUCCAGACAGCCAGACUGUGAUAUGUAAUAGGCAUAAUUAUGGCUGCUGACUGUGGUUUGUCAGAGGGUUUAGACAUACAGCACUAUUAUACAGUUACAUAUAUGUAAAUGGGCAAUGUAGGUUUCUUUAUUUCAUUUUUUUUUWUUUUUUAGUUAUAGGCACAAAAGAUGCUUUGGAAGUCAAGUGCCUGCAUUUUUGGAAAUUUGAUAGUUGUAUAAUCAGAAGUGUAAAUGGUUAAUAUAAAUAUAUAUUUACAAAAUGUAAAACAAAAAGAAGAUAAAUAAAACUGCACAUUUUUGAGGUUUUGUGUAAUCGGAUCAGCGUGCGACUGUGCCGCUCCACAUUUUUGUACAGGCAUCAAUCAGCCACUGCAGAAGGAAUGUUACAGGACAAGUCCAGGUGUGUUGAUGAAAUGUAAAAACUGUAAAUCCUGACAAGAAAGAAUUUUUUUUUCUUGGAUGUAAAAAAAAAAAUCUGAAAAGGAGAGAAAAAGAUUCAGAUUACCUUGGAGGGUCUUUGGCUAAGGUCAGUACCUGUGACUUAAUUAGGAUCUGACGUUAAAUAAAGGAGCCACUGG
Molecule: messenger RNA, 7499 nt
Organism: Poecilia reticulata (guppy)
Lineage: Eukaryota; Metazoa; Chordata; Actinopteri; Cyprinodontiformes; Poeciliidae
Source: RefSeq, a predicted model, not a curated record